Molecule: messenger RNA, 639 nt
Organism: Eurytemora carolleeae
Lineage: Eukaryota; Metazoa; Arthropoda; Copepoda; Calanoida; Temoridae
Product: sodium-dependent neutral amino acid transporter B(0)AT2
Exons: 10
Biological process (GO): sodium ion transmembrane transport
Cellular component (GO): membrane
Source: RefSeq, a predicted model, not a curated record
AUGGCAUAUUUAAGAGCUAGAUCUCGAAGUGUUGGUAAGCUAGAAGCGGGGUUCUCAGGAGGCAGAGAGAGGAUACUAAAGUUGAAACAACUUCGUCAGAAUGCGCAGACAAACUACCAGACGAUUACUGCUGGAAUGCAACCGGAAGUUAGGAAACCCCUGAGAGUUGCAUUUACUCCUUUAGAUCAGAGUGAGAAACUUCCCAAACCCAAGACUGUUGAUGCUCAACAAAUCCUGGAGGAGGAUGAAGAGGAGGAGGAAGAGGAUGAACCGGAACCAGAUGAUGGUCCAGAUGAACUGGAGGAGGGUGAAACCUGGGAUAGUAAGAUGACGUUCAUCCUGGCAACAAUUGGAUAUGCUGUUGGUUUAGGAAACAUUUGGCGAUUUCCAUAUCUAGCGCAGAAAAACGGCGGAGGUGCGUUCCUGAUCCCCUACUUCAUUGCCCUGAUAACACUAGGACUUCCGAUGUUCAUUCUUGAGCUCGCUAUCGGUCAACGCUUGCGGAAAGGAUCUAUCGGAGUCUGGAAACAGAUAUCUCCCUACUUGGGAGGUCUGGGUUUGGCCAGCGCAGCUGUGGCUUUCAAUGUGGCUCUCUACUACAAUACUAUCAUUGCCUGGUGUCUCAAAUAUCUAGUUCAG